Knipowitschia caucasica is the source of this 780-nucleotide messenger RNA. The record is from the annotation of a GenBank genome assembly. NCBI's taxonomy places the organism in Eukaryota, Metazoa, Chordata, Actinopteri, Gobiiformes, Gobiidae.
AUGAGGAGAGCUCACCACAGUGACCCAAGCCCACCGCUGCGGCUGAGAGAAGCUCUGGACCUGGUUCUGUCUCUAGACCUGAUUCUGUCUCUAGACCUGGUUCUGUCUCUGGACCUGGUUCUGUCUCUGGACCUGGUUCUGUUUCUGGACCUGGACCUGGUUUUGUCUCUGGACCUGAUUCUGUCUCUGGACCUGGAUCUGUCUCUGGACCUGGGUCUGUCUCUGGACCUGGGUCUGUCUCUGGACCUGGGUCUGUCUCUGGACCUGAUUCUGUCUCUAGACCUGGGUUCACCCCGUGGGGGCGGGUCUCAUGUCCCCUGGUUCACCUGCAGCGGACGGAGGCCCAUGUCUCCUGGUUCACAUGCAGCAGGAGGAGGCCCAUGUCUCCUGGUUCACAUGCAGCAGGAGGAGGCCCAUGUCUCCUGGUUCACCUGCAGCAGGAGGAGGCCCAUGUCCCCUGGUUCACAUGCAGCAGGAGGAGGCCCAUGUCUCCUGGUUCACCUGCAGCAGGAGGAGGCCCAUGUCCCCUGGUUCACAUGCAGCAGGAGGAGGCCCAUGUCUCCUGGUUCACCUGCAGCGGACGGAGGCCCAUGUCCCCUGGUUCACCUGCAGCGAACGGAGGCCCAUGUCUCCUGGUUCACAUGCAGCAGGAGGAGGCCCAUGUCUCCUGGUUCACAUGCAGCAGGAGGAGGCCCAUGUUUCCUGGUUCACAUGCAGCAGGAGGAGGCCCAUGUCUCCUGGUUCACCUGCAGCGGACGGAGGCCCAUGUCUCCUGGUUAA